Messenger RNA from Seriola dumerili (greater amberjack), 2306 nucleotides. RefSeq lists its product as uncharacterized. Lineage: Eukaryota; Metazoa; Chordata; Actinopteri; Carangiformes; Carangidae. The record is from RefSeq and is a predicted model, not a curated record. The transcript is spliced from 10 exons. Bases 112 to 1473 code for a protein of 453 amino acids.
AGGAGAAGGGAACGCGCAGAGAGAAAGAAAGAGAGAGAACCCCGGGGAGAAAUGCCCGCUGGACGGAUGGAUUUUAUUUUCCCCGAGCUGUACGAGCCUCUGUAAGACAACAUGGGCUGCAUAGGAUCCCGGACGAUCACAGUGGAUGCGGUGCCGGUACGGAAAGAUGGGGAUCAGUUGUCCAUGGAGGACACUACUUCCAUUCUGCCUCGUCUCAAGAGGAAGUCCACCAACACCUAUGGGAUCGGUGCUCUGGCUAAGUCCUCUCUGACAGGUGUGUCAGGUGUGACACGCUCCAUGAAGGACAAAGUGACCAAGCCCACUGCCAUGGCUCAGGGCCGUGUCGCUCACAUGAUCGAGUGGCAGAGCUGGGGCAAACCAUCUGCAGGGCCAAUGGGGGGGGCAGGGCAUACCAACCUGCAGAGGGAAAAAGAGAGAAGGAUGGAGAACGACGCUUACAGCGACCUGAGCGACGGCGAGAAGGAGGCUCGCUUCGCUGCAGGUAUCAUGCAGCAGUUUGCGAUCUCCGAGGCGACUUUGUUUGGCUGGAACUCGAUGGAUGGGGAGAGUAUGGGAGCCGGCUCCAACCAGGGCAGCGUUGCUCACCUGAGUGAGGUCAACCAGGAGAGCAUCACCAGCAGAGACCAGGUGCUCCACCACUCCUCUGCAGAUGUCUGGCCUCACACCUACGUCUCACAGGGUCUGUACUGCCUGUCGUCCUCCGACGCCUGGGACCCAAUCACCAGCCAGCCCUCGGGCGUGGCCUCACCUGCUGCAGGCUCCUACAUAAUGGCUGCUGGUGGCAGCAAUGGAGCGGGAGGUACGCCUGCUGAGGGCUUUGAGGGGACGGUAGGUGGUUACCUUCAGCAGCACCAAGCUCAUCUGGCCCUGCAGCAGCACAGCCAACUCCAACAGCUCCAACAGCUUCACCACUACCAGCAGCAGAUUCUGCAGUACCAACAACAACAAUCCAUGGAGCACAGGCUACACAGUGCCUCCCAUUCCCUCCAAGCCACUCCUAACAGCACCAUCCACAGCCUUGGCCCUCCCACCCACCCUCGGCUAGCCGACCUGUGGGGAGCUGCGCAGGUCGAGGCGCACCAGGUGGAGAUCGCUGGGCAGCUGAGUGGACAGAUGGCUGACAUGGUCGGAGGAGUGGUGGAGACAGUCGGGGAGGAGCCAGAGCCCGAGUCUGAAGGCAUCCCUGAGCAGCAUGAAGAUGAAGAAGAGGAGCUGACGAAGGUAGAAGAGGUAACAUUUACCUUGGAGCCAGAGCCGUGCUCUUUGACCCCGUCCCCGCUGAGGGAGGAGGCCCCCUCGACCAGAGGUUCAAGCCCAGGACUGCCAGCACAGACCACCGAAUCCAUUGUGGAGAGGAUACCCUUCGACGUCACACCCUGCGUCGUCCAAUCACUGGAGGAGAAGGACGAAGAAGCGGAGGACGGAUCCAUUGUUGUUGUCGCGACCAACUGAAUCAUAUGGUCACAAACAGACUGACCAAAACAGGAAAUAAAUACUCCAAUAAUCAAUCAAGCUAUUAUCCCAACCCCUUCCCCCUUCCCAACUAUUUACCCACUUUGAGUGAGAGGCAACAGGAGAAGACUUUUCAGAUGGAAUCAUGGGAUGUAAUGUACACAAACUAUAUGCCAAGAAGCCCCAUAAGUUACCACAGGAAAUGAGGAAUAUUAUGUAUGUGACAAUGAACUAAUGAAACUUUGAGGCAGAUGACAGACUUGAAUUCAGUGACUGCUGAAACAAUCUGCGUGAGGAUGAGAUGGAUUAACGAAAAGUUUGGACCAAGGGGAUCAAAGAACCGGGACUGAAAGCCGAACAGUGGGCAAACAGAUGGAUGUGAAAUUCUCAAAAAAAAAAAUAAAACAAAAUAAAAAAAGAAGGUAGGACAAGAAGAAGAAAAGGCCUAGUUAAAAAAUUCAGUGCAAUACAACAAACAUGGACACAGCCAGACUUGGGUCAAACAGUAUUUGCAAAUAACUCUGAGUGCACCAAAAGUACGUGUGAAACCGCUCAGAAGCAGCAAAUGAGUUCUGGUUUGAUUGACAGCUUGCCUGAGCCCUAAGUGAGCGGUUCUGAUGCUGUGGACCCGGUCCGAUCUGAUACUCAUAGCAUGUGGCGCGCACUUGGAGUUAUUUGCAAACACGUGAUCUGGACACAACCAAAAGAAAGUGCAUGCUUUUUAACAGUGACCUAGCCCUAACAGUGUAACACAGUAUACAAAGUAAUAAUAUAUCAAAUUGCUUUUUAUAAUAAAAGAAAAAAUCCAAUAAACUUAUAUGUAUUUGUAUGAA